UGAUUGGUCGACGGGGGGGGGGGGGGUGCACGCAUCUCGCCGUUCUCCGCCAGCGUUGGCGAUCGACCGCCCGCCGGGUUUCUCGCUCGGCGAUUUCACGACGCCGCCUCGUCGCCCGCAGCGAUGUCCCUCAAGCAGUGCAUGGACGAGUGGGGCGAGCUGGAGACGGAGUACAAGACGUUACAGGAGACGCACAAGUUGUAUAAGCACAAACUGGACGAGGUCACGAGGCUGCAAUCGAGUUGCUGCGAAUCCAUCGACAAGCAGAAGCGAGGCAUGAAGGACCUCCUGCAGUCCCUCAAACACUGUAAACCGCCCAAGUUCCCCGAGGAGAGGGAGGUGGUGGAGAAGGUGGAAGCGGCGAUUGAGGAACGGCAGGCGAUUUUCUUUGACAUGGAAGCCUUCCUGCCGAAAAAGAAUGGGUUGUACUUGAACUUGGUGCUGGGAAACGUGAACGUGACGUUACUGAGUAAACAGGCCAAAUUUGCCUACAAGGACGAGUACGAGAAGUUCAAGCUGUAUCUCACGACACUCCUCAUCCUCGCGUCCUUCACCUGUCGAUUCCUGGUCAACUACAGGGUGACGGACGAGAUUCUGAACUUCCUGCUCGUGUGGUACUACUGCACACUCACCAUCCGCGAGAGCGUUCUCAUCAGCAAUGGCUCUCGGAUUAAAGGCUGGUGGGUGGCGCACCACUACGUGUCCGCUUUCCUCUCGGGAACGAUGCUCACCUGGCCAAAUGGGCUGAUGUACCAGAUGUUCAGAAACCAGUUUCUCGCCUUCACCAUGUACCAGAACUUCCUCCAGUUCCUGCAGUAUUACUACCAGAGCGGGUGUCUGUACCGGCUGCGUGCACUGGGGCACAGGCACAACAUGGAUCUGACCGUUGAGGGGUUCCAGUCGUGGAUGUGGCGUGGACUCACGUUCCUGCUUCCGUUCCUCUUCUUUGGCCACUUGUGGCAGCUGUACAACUCCAUCACGCUGUUCAAGCUGGCUCAGCACAAGGAGUGCAAGGAGUGGCAGGUGUUCGUGCUGGCGCUCACUUUCCUUGUGCUCUUCGGUGGGAACCUCCUCACCACGCUGCGGGUGAUCCAGCAGAAGGUGCAGAGCGUACACGAGGGCACGGGCGACAAGGACAAGAGCGCCUGAGAAACCGCGACCCCCGACAAACCCAGAGCCGUCCGUGUUACGAAGAAACGUUCAUCCAUUUUUAUAUCGACCUGCGCCGACAACAGCGAGAGUGCUGACUCUACGUUUUAAAGCUCACCUAAUUUUACUUUUGAGCGUCGACGACGGCGCGCCUCGGCGUCGAUUUGCGCGCACACGCACAAAAGGGCGCGGUACGAGGGCACCCACGUCCCUGCCGCGCCGUUCGCGCCGCCGCUGGGAUGAAGGACGGCGCCCGGAGGUGCCGGGGGGGGUUCGUCGAGAGAGAGCGAGAGCCGAAUGCGAUUCGCCCGAGGUGAUUUUUCUGCCGAUUAGCGUGCAUGCGCCGUACAGCUUGCCGCAGCAUCCGCCGGCCUUGGGCUACUCCGCGGGGCGUUGGGCCGCACCUCCGCCCUGCAUCGCUUGCAGCGUCCGCUUCAAAGUCUUGACGAGUUCCGUGACCAUGGAGGCAGAGUCACUGGUGGUGUUUCCGUGUGGGGGCCAAGCAGGGAUUACAUAAACGAAAUGUCGCCUCCGUGGAUUUGAAAUCUCCCAGAGGCCAGCUCUCACACCCUUGCCAUCUUGUGCGGUGGAGGGGGCCGGUUGGAAUGCCCCACAUGGUGUAACCACGGUGUCAUGUUUAAGAAAUGUAACCGGCAAUUGUGCAAAGUAGUAUUGUAAUAAUUUAUUAUUAAAACUACAACAGUAUUUGACGUCAUUGUUGCUGCUUGAUAAGAUCCACGCGGCUCGUGUCUCAGAUUUGGCUUUUUUUGUUGUUGCUUUUUAUCCUUUCCUCCCGGUAAAUACAACUUUACGGUUCUUGUUAAAAAUGAAAAAAAUUAAAUAGCAUUACAAUUUUCACGUGGUUUUAAGUUGUGCAAAGCGGUCAAACGCUGUCGCAAGACAUCAGCAUCAUCAUCGUUUCAGGAGCUCCCACCGUCAUCAUUCCAGUCGUCGUCACCAAUUCUGGACAUUAGUCACUGUUCAACAACCAAAAGAGGGGUUUACGUUUUAACUUUUAACCGAGUUAAGAGCGGUGCCACCACUACGGCCUCUCAAGAGCUGCCCCACGAAGUGGACGGAGAAAAGUCACUGGGUGAACUUUAAUUAAAACCGAGGUGUGAGAGAGCCCCUUUUAGAACAAUAGGUUAAUUCUCAAGGCAGACCUCAAAUGCCAUUGCGUUCACAGGCGCUGCCGCUGAUGAGCGCGCCGAAUGAACACCGUGCAGCGUGGAUGCGUUUGGAGCUUCUGAAUAGGACCACGUCCCCAGUUACUCCGUGAGCUUCACAGCUGGACCCGAUUCGCGUGUUCGUGGCGAAAUCCCUUUCCCUCUUUGUCCGAUAUUUGGCGAAUUCGCCAUCGAUGGCCAACGCCAACGACGAAUCCCCACGGCGGCGUGUUACUUGACCGUCGAACGCCUUCCCCAUCGUCUCCGUUUCCCCAAGUUCGAAACACAUUUUGUUCAAUUCAGCAUAC
Messenger RNA from Lethenteron reissneri (Far Eastern brook lamprey), 2623 nucleotides. RefSeq names its product transmembrane protein 120B-like. Gene Ontology annotation, cellular component: membrane. The record is from RefSeq and is a predicted model, not a curated record. NCBI's taxonomy places the organism in Eukaryota, Metazoa, Chordata, Hyperoartia, Petromyzontiformes, Petromyzontidae. Gene Ontology annotation, biological process: fat cell differentiation.